AUCGUAUUAUAGCAUUGUUAAACACUUAAAGUGCUUUUGAUCAAAAAAUAACAUUUUUGAAAAAAGAACUGCAGUAAAUUGAAACACGUAUCCUGUCUCGUAUUGUUCUACGUAACUACGUCAUACGUUCUUUCCUUAGCGACGGUAACCAGGGAGAAAGCUAUGUUUACCAAAAUGUCUGCAGCCUGACAACUAUUACCCAUAACAUGGCUAUAUCAAGAAAUACGUCCGUAUAACUCCGCCAAAUCUUUUAUAAAAGUGAAACAUGCAGCUAAAGUAUCUAAAGACUCUUCUAACUCCUCAGGAUGGAGCUGCUAAAGUCACCUGUAUGGCUUGGGCUCCUAACAAUGCAAAGUUUGCAGUGUGCACUAUUGAUCGAGUGGUUAUACUGUAUGAUGAACAAGGAGAGAAACGAGACAGAUUUACUACAAAACCUGCAGACCCCAAAUAUGGAAAGAAAACCUAUGUGGUCAAGUCCAUGGCAUUUUCUCCCGAUUCAACUAAGAUAGCAGUGGCUCAAACAGACAACAUUAUAUUUGUUUACAAAAUUGGGGAGGAGUGGGGAGAUAAAAAGGUUAUUUGCAACAAAUUUAUUCAAACAAGUGCUGUAACAUGUCUGGUUUGGCCAUCAGAGCAUACAAUAAUAUUUGGAAUAGCAGAGGGAAAAGUUCGACAAGCCAAUACAAAAACAAGCAAGUCCUCCACGAUCUACGGAACGGACUCUUAUGUUGUCUCACUUACGACAAAUGUCUCAGGGAAGGGAAUCCUCUCGGGUCAUGCAGAUGGAACGGUUGUUCGGUACUUCUUUGAUGAUGAAGGAUCUGGAGAAUCUCAGGGCAAAUUGUUGACUCAUGCAUGCCCACCGUACGCCAUGGCAUGGGGCACCAACAGCAUAAUUGUGGCUGGAUGCGAUAAGAAGAUUGUGGCCUAUGGAAGGGAGGGCCACGUGCUUCAGACAUUUGACUACAGCCGAGAUCGCUCCGAAAAGGAAUUCACAGUGGCAGCAUCUAGCCCCAGUGGACAGUCCAUAGUCGUGGGAAGCUAUGACAGGUUGCGAGUUUUCAACUGGAGUCCCCGAAAAGGCAUCUGGGAUGAAGCUUCUCCCAAAGAAAUUCCAAACCUGUACACAAUCACAGCUCUAUCCUGGAAGAAAGACGGCUCUCGGCUCUCUGUGGGCACACUUUGUGGAGGAGUCGAGUUGUUUGACUGCUGUCUUCGGAGGAGUAUUUACAAGAACAAAUUUGAGAUAACAUACGUAGGAUUAAGUCAAGUGAUUGUGAAGAAUUUGUCCACUGGCACCCGAGUGGUGCUGAAAUCUCAGUAUGGUUAUGAAAUAGAUGAGGUGAAAGUCAUGGGGAAGGAUCGAUAUCUUGUGGCUCACACCUCUGACACACUGCUGCUGGGAGAUCUGUUAUCCAACAAAUUAAGUGAGGUGGCGUGGCAGGGGUCCGGGGGAAAUGAAAAGUUUUUCUUUGAAAAUGAAACGGUGUGCAUGAUUUUCAACGCUGGAGAGCUGGCGCUGGUGGAAUACGGAAGCAAUGAAAUCUUGGGAUCUGUUCGGACAGAGUUUAUGAACCCACACCUCAUCAGUGUGCGUCUGAAUGAGAGAAAGCUGAGGGGAGUGGAGGACAACAGAAAGUUGGCUUACCUGAUUGACAUAAAAACUAUUGCUAUCGUGGACCUGGUUGGUGGGUAUAAUCUGGGCACUAUAAGCCAUGACUCCAAGAUAGACUGGCUGGAGCUGAAUGAAACGGGUCGUAAACUGCUUUUUAGGGACAAGAAACUCAGGCUCCACCUGUAUGACAUCGAGAGCAGCCUGAAGAGCACCAUGCUGAGUUUCUGUCCUUAUGUUCAGUGGGUACCAGGUAGUGAUGUAGUUGUGGCCCAGAACAGAGGAAACCUGUGUGUUUGGUACACCAUCGACAGCCCGGAGAGGGUCACAAUGUUUCCCCUCAAGGGUGAUAUUGUAGAUCUGGAGAGAUCCAAUGGAAAAACUGAAGUCAUUGUGACUGAGGGGGUUAACUCUGUCUCCUACACUCUAGAUGAGGGGUUGAUUGAAUUUGGUACAGCCAUUGAUGAUGGUGACUAUUACAGAGCUACAGCAUUCCUAGAGACCCUGGAGAUGUCGGCAGAGACAGAGGCCAUGUGGAAGACUCUGAGUAAACUUUCCCUAGAGGCACAACAGCUCCACAUCGCUGAGAGGUGUUUUGCGGCCCUUGGAGAUGUGUCCAAAGCCUGAUUCCUAAAUGAGACCAACAAAAUUGCAGAUUCAGUCUCAAGGGAAUAUGGUGGUGAUGGUACAGACCACUACCAGGUAAAAGCACGACUGGCCAUGCUGGAUAAGAACUUUAAGCUUGCAGAGAUGUAUUACAUGGAACAGAAUGCGGUGGAUGAAGUGAUGGAAAUGUACCAGGAGCUUCACAUGUGGGAUGAAUGUAUUGCAGUGGCAGAGGCGAAGGGCCACCCAGAGUUGGACAAUUUGAGACGCAGUUACUAUUCUUACCUAAUGGAGACCAAUCAGAAUGAGAAAGCUGGUGAGGUGAAGGAGAAUGAAGGAGACUUCAUUGGUGCUGUUAACCUCUACCUGAAAGCUGGACUUCCUGCCAAAGCUGCUUGGCUGGCCAUGAGCAGAGAUGAGCUUUUAUCAAGCCAUGACAUCAUCAGCCGCAUCACUGCUGCACUCAUUAAAGGAGAGUUUUAUGAGAGGGCAGGCGACCUGUUUGAAAGGACAAGAAAUAAUCAGAAGGCCUUGGAGUGCUACCGCAAGGGAAAUGCUUUUAAGAAAGCGGUGGAUUUGGCUCGCGUUGCGUUUCCUGCAGAAGUUGUAAAGCUGGAGGAAGUGUGGGGUGAUUAUCUAGUGCAGCAGAAACAAAUGGAUGCUGCCAUCAACCAUUACAUAGAAGCAGGAUGUUCCACCAAGGCCAUAGAGGCAGCAAUCGCAGCUCGCCAGUGGAAGAAAGCAUUGCACAUACUGGAGCUACAGGAGGACAAGGCUGCUGCCAAAUAUUACCUGAAAAUAGCUCAGCACUAUGCUUCUGUGCAGGAGUUUGAGGUGGCAGAACGUCUUUUUGUGAAGGGUGAUCAUACCAAAGAUGCUAUAGAUAUGUACACUCAGGCUGGGCGAUGGGAGCAAGCUCAUAAGCUUGCUGUGAAGUGCAUGUCACAAGAGGAUGUGUCUGCCCUCUACAUCAGCAGAGCACAAGAAUUAGAGAAAGAGGGGAAGUACAAAGAAGCCGAAAGGCUUUUUACCACAGUAGAUGAACCAGACUUGGCCAUCACUAUGUACAAGAAGAACAAAAUGUAUGACGACAUGAUCCGUUUAGUCGCUGUUCAUCACAAAGACCUGCUGCAGGAAACGCACAUUCACCUGGCUAAGGAGCUAGAGGCUGAAUCCAGGUUUCAGGAAGCAGAGUAUCAUUACCUAGAGGGUCAGGACUGGAAAGCUGCCGUAAACAUGUACAGAGUCAAUGAUAUGUGGGAGGAAGCUUAUCGGAUGGCAAAGACCCAUGGAGGAGCCAGUGCCCAUAAGCAAGUGGCCUAUCUUUGGGCAAAAAAUCUCGGAGGAGAGGCGGCAGUUAAGCUGCUCAACAAGUUUGGCUUUCUGGAAACCGCCAUUGACUUUGCUGCUGAUAACUAUGCAUUUGACUUUGCCUUUGAGUUGGCCCGACUCGCCAUGAAACAGAGGAUUCCUGAUAUUCAUCUAAAAAAUGCCAUGUUCCUCGAGGACCAGGGUAAAUUCAAUGAGGCUGAGACUGAGUUCAUCAAAGCCGGGAAACCCAAGGAGGCUGUGUUAAUGCACGUCCAUAAUAAGGACUGGAGUAAUGCCCAGAGAGUGGCAGAGGCUCAUGAUCCGGAAAGUGUGGCAGACAUAUUAGUGAGCCAGGCCAAGUUCUGUUUUGACCAGAAGGAAUUCCAAAAAGCUGAGGCCUUCCUUCUCAGGGCCCAGAGGCCAGAGCUAGCAAUUAAAUACUACAAAGAUGUUGGGAUGUGGACUGAUGCAAUGCGGAUCUGUGAAGACUAUUUGCCCAGCAAGCUGAGCGUCCUUCAAAAGGAAUAUGAAAGCGAGGGCAACUGGGGUGUGGAAGGCAUGGUUGAGCAGGCUCAGGAGUGGGAACAGACAGGCGAAUAUGCCAGAGCCAUCGACUGCUAUCUGAAAGUGAAGGACUCAUCUAACAUGGACUUGCUGAUGAAGUGUUGGAUGAAGGCAGCAGAAUUGGCCAUUAAAUUUUUAUCUCAUGACAAGGCUGUGGACAUCAGUCAGGUCGUCGGGCCACGCCUGAUUCAGCUCAGAAAGUACAAUGAGGCUGCUGAGCUCUACCUCAACCUGGACCUCAUUAAGAACGCCAUAGACGCAUUCAUUGAGGGAGAAGAAUGGAACAAAGCUAAAAGAGUGGCCAAGGAGCUCGAUCCAAGGCUAGAGGAAUAUGUGGACAAACGCUACAAAGAGCACCUUAAAAAUCAAGGCAAAGUUGACUCUUUGGUUGGAGUAGAUGUGGUGGCUGCCCUUGACAUGUACGCUGAGAGAGGACAGUGGGAGAAAUGCAUCGACACAGCUUCAAAACAGAAUUUUAAGGUCCUGCACAAGUACAUCGCUCUGUACGCCACUCACCUGAUCAAAGAGGGUGAGGCUGAGAAAGUACUCAACCUUUACACCCAGCAUGGUGUUCCCGCUUAUUCACAGAACUUCAACAUCUACAAGCGGAUGUUCCUGGAGCUGGUGAGCUUAAGGGACCGGGAUUGUGCAGAAGCUUAUCGGAUGUGGGCCAAUCUAAGGGACGUCCUUCUGCUGCUGUGUGAAAACCUGACCAAGUCUUCAGAAGCUAAUUCUCCAGCCCAUGAGGAGUUUGAGCAGAUGCUGCUGGUUGCUCACUAUUACUCCACCCGCUCUGCAGCUAAAGGCAUUGACCAGCUGAGUUCUGUGGCAGCCAAGUUGUCCAUCUCUCUCCUGAGGCACACCGAGCUCAUUCCAGCUGACAAGGCCUUUUAUGAGGCCGGCCUGGCAGCCAAGGCUGUGGACUGGGAGAACAUGGCUUUUAUCUUCCUCAACCGCUUCUUGGAUUUGGCUGAUGGCAUUGACGAGGGAACAUUGGAUGCUUUAGAUCACACAGACUUCCAGGAUACAGAUAUCCCAUUUGAGGUCCCUGUACCUUCAAAGCUACAUGUCACUGUGGAGAAGAGGGAGGAGAUUAGGGAGUGGGUUCUGACUGUGUCCAUGGACCAGCGGGUGGAACAGGUGCUGCCGAAGGAUGAGAGAGGCACGUAUGAAGCCUCCCUAGUGGCUCUCGGCACUGGCAUCCGGUCCCUACCUUGCGUCAUCACAGGUUACCCUGUCCUGCACAAUAAAAUUGAGUUCAAAAGACCAGGGAUGGCAGCAAAUAAAGAUGACUGGAAUAAAUUCUUGAUGGCUACAAAGACCACUCACAGUCCAGAAUGUCAAGAUGUGCUGAAAUUUAUCACACAGUGGUGCGGAGGUCUCCCUUCAGCUGGAUAUUCCUUCCACUAAGACUGGGGAAGGUGCACAAUAUCUAUUUCUCUAUCUGUCAUCAUCCUGUUCUUCACUUUCUUGCAUUCGCCUCCCAGCUGUUCCGCUUAAACACUUAAACAGUCUUUUUCAUUCUCUUUUCCAAAGGCAACAUUCACUUCUUGGUCAUCAUUCCCUGACCAUAUUUUUAAUAGCUAAAAUUAUCAUAAGGUGAAGCUAUAUGAAGGUCAUUUAAUGUGUGUUAAAUAUGCUUGACUUCAGAGAGCCUUUGAAAUAUCUUCAUUUGAAUAUAAUCUGUAAGUAACUGUAAUACAUCCUCCACUAGUUCAUAUAAGUUGGACAUUUUGAUAUUUAAACACUAAAUAAAAAACGAAUACUUCAUAAAGAUUGUCAUUUGUUCUCAUAGACAUUUGUAUGAGGAUAUUUGAAAUGAAUAGCCUAUUCAGUUGAAAUAAUAAAAAAAGCUUUUUUUAUAAAUCAGAAUUAUUGUUGAAUUGUUAGAUGUGAUAACAUUUCUAAUCUUUCUGAAGGCUGUUGUGCAUCAUAUUUUGAAUAAAUGACUUCUAAGCCAUAA
Cyprinus carpio (common carp) is the source of this 6056-nucleotide messenger RNA. It is a transcript of the gene ift172, whose product is annotated as intraflagellar transport 172. Gene Ontology annotation, biological process: intraciliary transport. Gene Ontology annotation, cellular component: ciliary basal body; axoneme; intraciliary transport particle B. Gene Ontology annotation, molecular function: protein binding. The record is from RefSeq and is a predicted model, not a curated record. NCBI's taxonomy places the organism in Eukaryota, Metazoa, Chordata, Actinopteri, Cypriniformes, Cyprinidae.